Molecule: messenger RNA, 2236 nt
Organism: Xenopus tropicalis (tropical clawed frog)
Lineage: Eukaryota; Metazoa; Chordata; Amphibia; Anura; Pipidae
Gene: tada3
Product: transcriptional adaptor 3
Exons: 10
Coding region: 349-1647 (432 amino acids)
Cellular component (GO): nucleus
Source: RefSeq, marked provisional
CAGAUACCUGCGGAUCUAUCACAGCUGCACAUCAAUAGUAAUACUACGGGAGCCCACAGGCUAAGCCUUCCCAAUGCCGCCAUUGCGCGCCAAGUACGAUUCUUCUCUAUGGUUGAUUCCAUCGGGGCACAAAAUGGGUGCUUAAAAGAGAUUGUGCCUUGUGGACGUGAACCCAUUAGGCGCUUGUGUGGUACGCUCCCGGGUGACUGACAGGCGGUGACAGUGGCGGCCUUGCGUGAGGAGCUUGGCUCUGCCCCCUACUGGCCGUUGGGAGACAAAGGAAACGAGCGCAGGAGCAGGAUCCAUUGAGGGGGCCAGGCCGGAGUGUGGGCCGCCAGCCUUGGCAGAAUGAGCGAGUUAAAGGAUUGCCCUCUCCAGUUCCAUGACUUCAAAUCUGUGGACCAUGUCAAGUUGUGCCCCAGAUACACCGCAGUUCUGUCCCGCUCCGAGGAUGACGGAAUCGGGAUUGAGGAGCUGGAUACCCUUCAGCUGGAGCUGGAAACCCUACUGUCCUCUGCAAGCAGGAGGCUCCGUGUUCUGGAAGCGGAGACCCAGAUUCUGACCGACUGGCAGGAUAAAAAGGGAGAUCGGCGGUUCCUAAAACUGGGCAAGGAGCAUGAGCUUGGCACACCCAUCAAACACAGCAAGCCCAAGAAACAGAAGCUGGAUGGGAAAGGGAGCCACGCGUCUGGGCCUGGUCCCGGAAGGCCAAAAUCUAGAAACAUGCAGCAAAAGAUGCAGGAAUAUGAAUUCACAGACGAUCCUGUGGAUGUGCCAAGAAUUCCUAAAAAUGACGCUCCAAACAGGUUCUGGGCCUCGGUGGAACCGUACUGUGCAGACAUUACAAACGAUGAGAUAAAGGUGUUAGAGGAUCUUCUGAAAACGCCUGAGGACGAAGCCGAUUACUAUAAGAUUCCUCCACUGGGAAAACACUAUUCACAGCGGUGGGCACAGGAGGACCUUUUGGAAGAGCAGAAAGAUGGAGCCAGGACGGCUUUAUCGGGAGACAAGAAGAAAGGCAUUCUGGGACCUCUGGCCGAACUGGAUUCCAAAGAUGUGGACUCCUUGUUAAAGAAAUCUGAGUCUCAACACGACCAGCCAGAGGACGGAUGUCCAUUUGGUCACCUGACACAGCGCCUCCUGCAGGCUUUGGUGGAGGAGAAUAUUAUUUCCCCUGUAGAAGAUUCUCCAAUUCCAGAGAUAUCCGGAAAGGAAUCUGGAACAGAUGGAGCAAGUACCUCUCCUCGCAGCCAGAACAAACCAUUCAGUGCCCCCCAUACCAAGUCACUAGAAGUCCGCAUUAAAGAAGAGCUGAUAGCCCAGGGGCUACUGGAGUCUGACGAUCGCCCAGCUGAAGAUUCGGAGGAUGAAGUCCUGGCUGAGCUGCGCAAAAGGCAAGCGGAGCUGAAAGCCCUCAGUGCCCACAACCGAGCCAAGAAACAGGAGCUGCUCAGGCUGGCAAAGGAAGAAAUGAACAGGCAGGAGCUGCGACAAAGAGUCCGCAUGGCCGACAAUGAGGUUAUGGACGCUUUCCGAAAGAUCAUGGCUGCUCGGCAGAAGAAAAGGACUCCCACAAAGAAGGAAAAGGACCAGGCCUGGAAAGCCCUUAAGGAAAGGGAGAGCAUCUUAAAGCUGCUCGAUGGUUGAUGGAGAGACCCAUUAAGGACUAAAAUGGUUUCUUGGCCAAGGAGACUGUGGGUGCGGCACCCAGUGAGGGCCCGUUAUGUACAGAUGGUUCAGGAAUGUACUGUGUAGCACCCAGCUGAGAGCUCUGUAUGUGCAGGUUGCUUGGGGCUGUGCAAGGACUAUUGUAUUGGUCAGUAUGUACAUUGGUCAGUAUGUACAUUGGUCAGUAUGUACAUUGGUCAGUAUGUACAUUGGUCAGUAUGUACAGACGGAUAUGGGACAGAGUGACGGCUGGGUGCGCAUACAUAAAUCAGGGGCUGUUUGGGUACAGCUCAGCAAGGCAGGGUAUGUACAGAUUCUAUAGGGACUGUGGGUACAGGGUUAUGUACAGGUUAAUUUGAGGCUGUGGGGGCAGCACAGGACUGUUUAUUCGGCGGCUCCGUGCCACCCUGUUAUCAUUGGAAGGACCAACCGCAUUACGGCUGCAAGAGGAGAUUUUGCUGCCCUAAGGUGUAUAUAGACAGAUUUUGUUAUUUGUAUUCUCCGUGUGAUCACGUUGCUCCCGUGACUUUUUUUUUUUAAAUAAAACUCAGUGAAUUUAUUUAUUUUA